Paramacrobiotus metropolitanus is the source of this 1983-nucleotide messenger RNA. RefSeq names its product zinc metalloproteinase nas-14-like. Bases 244 to 1524 code for a protein of 426 amino acids. NCBI's taxonomy places the organism in Eukaryota, Metazoa, Tardigrada, Eutardigrada, Parachela, Macrobiotidae. Gene Ontology annotation, biological process: proteolysis. The transcript has 6 exons. The record is from RefSeq and is a predicted model, not a curated record. Gene Ontology annotation, molecular function: metalloendopeptidase activity; zinc ion binding.
UAAAGUUUACAGCCGAUUAUUUAAAGUUUAUUACCGCGUAGAAGCUGCUAAUGUCUCCUGGGCCAACAAACUGUAUCGCCUGUUCAAGCCAAACCGGUGGCGCGGCGCCUGGAGCUAGUUAGGUGCUUAGGAAAUACCAGCUGAGCAGGCAACUUGCAUGCUUGCACUGUUGCAGCGUUUAAACUUGCUAGCCGUACAGCCGGUGCUUCGCUAUUAAUCAACACCCAGCAGACUGUAGUCGUAAUGCUAAGAUUAUCCAUCUGUUCCUGUCUGCUGUGCAUUGUUUUCCAUGUCUGCACCGGUCAGGACGCUUUCCAGGACGACAUCCUGGGAUGCGAUCCCGCCGCGCAUCCGCCGUGUCCGCUGCAAACCGCCGCACCACAUUAUUACAAAAAGGAGGAGACGGUGUACAUUCCCUACGUCAUCGAUCCAGAAAUUGACGAUGCUUCGGUGGAGACCAUAACCGCGGCAGUGGACUCGGUCAGCCAGCAGACCGGCUGCCUGCAGUUCGUCCCGGUGGAGGACGCCCACCGUCGCGGCAUCCCGCGGAAACCGCUCAUCCGUUUCGCCCACGACGACCGCUGCGCGGCACAGUUCGACCCGGCGGCAAACCCGGUCCACAAGGUCUACCUGACGACGGACUGCGUCGCCACCGGCAAAACCGGCCGCAUCCAGGAGCUGCUGCUCCUGGCCAUGGGUUUCCCACGGGAAAUCGAUCGUCACGACCGGGAUGACUAUGUCGUCAUCAACUGGGAGAAUAUCGACGAAGCUCGCAAACCGGAACUGUAUAAAAACGAAGCCGGUGUUUUCGAUGCGCUGCCGUAUGAUUUCGCAUCCCUCCUGCAUCCCGGAUAUAAUUUCCUGAUGCGCAGUAAGAAAGCGCCCAGUAUCCUUCCCAAGACCCGGAUUGUCGUGGGCCUGCAGGAAAAGCUGAGCGCCGGUGAUAUAACAAAACUGAAGAAGACCGUUUGCGAAGGAACCCCGGGCACGCCAAGCAACAAGCGGAUGGCGAUCAAGCCCCGCCCAACGCCCACCACCAAACCCACCACCACGACAGCCCCGACGACAACCGACGAACCGGUGACCACGGAGGAACCGGCGCCGACGGACGCGCCAGCAUCAGGCUGCGGUUCGGGCUGCGAGGAGAAUCCAUCCGCCGUGGAAAUCGUGACCCCGUCGAUGAGCCUUCCACUGAAACAGUGCAGAAGAGGCCAGCCGGUAACGGUCAUCAACCGACAGACCAUGUCGCGGACCUUCAUCUACCCUCCGCGCACCCAGUUCCGUGCGCAAAGCCGCACAUCAUCCUGGUGGUUCGGCCAGAACGCCGACAUGGCGACGCGAGACCAUCUGGCCAAAUCGGUGGACUACGACGACUUCAAGGGUGUGGUUAGCACGGUAAAGACGAUACAGGCGGACGAGUCAACACGCGUGUUCCAGACGAAGUACGAGCCCAGUAUGAUGCCGGACGGCGGAGAGCUGCGGCAGACCAAAGAAGAGAUGCGGAUCAUGCAGUGCGCUGGUUGAAAGACAACUACACGCUACCAUCUCUUCCAGUACUCUAAUCCAGCCGACUGUGUUUGUUUGAAUUGCUGUCGUAUAAGACACUCGUAUCACGUAUGCACAUGUAGAAGCGAUGCAUAUCUAUAUUAUUAUACCGAUAAAAGAACAGUGGGUAAUUAUUAAUACGUCUAGUGUCGCGUCAUCGGCUGACGCAUCGUAUAGCACGUACGCAUCACGACAGUCUCAUGAAACCUGACAGAUGUCAUUUAUACAUUAAAUAAAUUAUGUCAUUUAUCGAUCUACAAAUAGAAGUAUUGGUAAUUAUUAUCUGCAUUAUUCUCUUAUCGGGUUAAUUUCUGUUUACUGUCAGAUUGAUCGAUACACCAGAUGUUUUCGCCUUCGUACAGUAUGUCGGUCUAAUUUUUGAUUUCGUUUUGAUAAAUUGUUCACCGUCUCCAAGCUUUAUUUAGUUUCUCUAAUAAU